GUAUUAGCUAAUGGUAAAAAAGGUGAUUUAAAUGUUGGUAUGGUUUUAAUUCUUCCAGAAGGUUUUGAAUUGGCGCCACCAGAUCGUAUUCCUGAAGAAAUCAAGAAAAAAGUAGGUAAUCUUUACUACCAACCAUACAGUCCAGAACAAAAAAAUAUUUUAGUUGUAGGUCCAGUACCAGGCAAAAAAUACAGCGAAAUGGUAGUUCCUAUUUUAUCCCCAGAUCCUGCUAAAAAUAAAAACGUUUCUUUUUUAAAAUAUCCUAUUUACUUUGGCGGUAACCGUGGCCGUGGUCAAGUUUAUCCGGAUGGUAAAAAAUCAAACAACACUAUCUAUAAUGCAUCAGCGGCUGGUAAAAUUGUAGCAAUUGCUCCUAUUGAGAAAAAAGGUGGUUAUGAAAUCACAAUUGAAAAAGCAAAUGGUGAAACUAUUAUCGAUAAAAUUCCAGCAGGUCCAGAUUUAAUUGUUAAAGAAGGCCAAAACGUCCAAGCAGAUCAACCUUUAACAAAUAACCCGAAUGUAGGUGGUUUUGGUCAAGCUGAAACUGAAAUUGUACUACAAAACCCAGCUCGUAUUCAAGGUUUAUUAGUAUUCUUUAGUUUUAUUUUAAUUACACAAAUUUUAUUAGUUCUUAAGAAAAAACAAUUUGAAAAAGUUCAAUUAGCAGAAAUGAACUUCUAAUUUUAUAAUAACGUUUUUUGCUUAUUAAGAUAAAAAUGUAGUUCUUACAACGAAAACACAAGUCUUGUGGUUUAUCGUAGUUUAAUGAGUAGCUCUAACCUAGUAAAGUUAAGCUAGGACGCUCUUCAUCCCCUAAAGGGGAACCGAAGGGGACAANCAACGCACUUC
Molecule: messenger RNA, 849 nt
Organism: Volvox carteri f. nagariensis
Lineage: Eukaryota; Viridiplantae; Chlorophyta; Chlorophyceae; Chlamydomonadales; Volvocaceae
Exons: 1
Coding region: 40-681 (213 amino acids)
Biological process (GO): photosynthesis
Cellular component (GO): chloroplast; thylakoid membrane
Molecular function (GO): iron ion binding; electron transfer activity; heme binding
Source: RefSeq, a predicted model, not a curated record